This is a messenger RNA of Closterium sp. NIES-67, 5107 nucleotides long. NCBI's taxonomy places the organism in Eukaryota, Viridiplantae, Streptophyta, Zygnematophyceae, Desmidiales, Closteriaceae. The record is from the annotation of a GenBank genome assembly.
GAAAGCAUUUUCCUGAAAUAGUCAUUUCACAUGACCCAUAGUUGACGAUAGGGCAGCGCGUCGUAGCACUGGCGAAGCCAUCCUCGUAGGCAGCUGUAGUGUUCUGUCGAGCUUCGUCUAGUUCGUCGUCUCUUAGGAAUUGGUUGUUUCUAGUCCGGUUGGUAGACCAUCGGUCGAUCGUACGCGAUGGCGUGUGUGCGGGAGCAGGCAAUACCUGUGACACCUGCUGCCUCGGGAGAGCCGAGCGAUGUUGAAGCCUCCCCGCCUCGGCUAUCCACGGACUUCCGCGUCAAGGAAGCUCGCCAGCGCCGCCAGGAGUUCCACCAGUGGCUGUCCAGCAAGGCACGCGCUUCUCAGCACGCCAGCAGCCGACGCGCCACCAGCAACGAUAGUCCGAGCAGCGACAGCCCCAGCAGCGUCAGCAGCAGGAGCAGCAGAACGAGCCGGAGCAGCACCAGCAGCAGCAGCAGCAGCGGUUCUGGCAGUUCUGGCCUGUCUGCAGUUACCAGUGAGGCGGAUGCCGAUCCUGACGCGGUUAACGGUAACGGUAACGUUAACGGUGACGACAACCAAGUGACUGACGAUGAGGACGUAGCGACGGAGCAGCAGCAGGAGGAGAUGGCUCGCCGCCUGGAGCAGCGCCUCAUGUCGGCCGAGAAGAAACGUCUGGAGCGCGAGACGCGCAAGAAGGAGCAGCAGGUCAGGUCCGCGCAGUUGCGCCGCCAGGCGCGCGCGGCGGCGCAGCAGCGGCUGGAGGCGUGGGUGGCGGGCGUGGAGCAGCAGCGCGAGGUGCGCGCGGAGAAGGCGCAGAGCAACCGCGCGGCGAUCCUCACGGCGGAGCAGCAGAAGCGCGCGCAGCACUUCGAGCGCGUCUCCACGCGGACCGCGCAGCGCGCCAAACAGGCGCAGCUGGAGCAGGAGCGCGCAAGCCAGCUCCUCCAGGCGCUCUCCGACCGCAUCGCCGCCGCGUCCUCCAAGCGGGAUGCGCGCCUCUUGGCGGAGCGCCAGCGCGCAGCCGCGCAGUGGGAGCAGGCGCGCCAGGUGGCGGCGGCGGUGGUGGCGCAGCGGGAGAGGGAUCACCGCGAGCGGCGGGAGCGGCUGGAGCGCAAGGUGGCGAAGGCGCGGGGGAGGCGCGCGGAGAUGCUGUUGCGGCGGAAGGGCGGGCGGCGGAGCGUGGUGUACAACCAGACUCUGUGCCGCCGCGUGCAGUGGCAGCUGCUCUCGCGCCGCCUGCUGCGCUGCUGGCGCCAGUUCAAGGGCACCAACAAGACCACGCUCGAGCUCGCGCGCGCCUUCUGCGCCUGCCAAGUCAGCCGCGCGCGCCUCGUCCGCCUGCCCUUUCCCCGCGUGGCCGCGCGUAUUCAGUCCCCCGCCUCGCUCUCCGCCACCGAGGCCCUCCUGCAGCGCCUGCACGCGCGCCUGCUCGUCUCCUCCGCCGUCGCUUCCGCCUCCGCCUCUGCCGCAGCUUCCCCCACAGCCUCCCCGGCUAGCAGCCCGUCGUCCUCCCCCUCGCCCUCCCCCCAGAAGCAGCCGAGCGGGCGAGGCAAUGCCGUGGGCGCAGCAGGUGUGAGGGACAUCGACGACCUUCUGAUCAGAGUGGCACCUCCCCCGGGUAAACCCAAGGCGGCGGCAGCAGGGGCGAGCAGUGCAGCUGCCGCUAUUGCUGGCGGGAGUGGCACUAGCAGCGGUACAGUGGCGGGCAGCGAGGGGUGUCCGCGGCGGUUCCGGUACCCGACGCGCGUGUUUCUGUGCGCGUACAUGAUUGUGCUGCACCCCGAGGCCGUGCUCUCGUGCCUCACGGGGGAGAGGGAGAGCGCCCUGACGCAGGCCGCUGCCGCCCUCGUCAACGCCUUCGAGGGCCUCGUGCGCUUCCUGCUGCGUCGAACCACCACUGCUGCUGCUUCCUCUGCUGCUGCUGCUCCCUCCGCUGCUCCUGCUGCGGCUGCCUCUCCUGCGGUUUCGUCUGCGAGUCCAUCCGCCGCCGCUCCUGCCGUGGCGUCCGCGCCUGCCACUGCCAGUGCGGCGGGAGAGGCGGCAGCAGCGAAGCCGUUCUCGCAGCACCUGGCGGAGUUUGACGCCGCGUGGGUGACGUACCUCGAGCGAUUCGCCAACUGGAAGGCGAGCGACAAGGAGCGCAUGGAAGCUGACAUGAUCAACAUGGCGUGCCAGAUGCACGCCAGCAUGCUGCGGCGCACGGGGCACCUGGCGGACGCGCACAUGUCGGAGGACCUCAGGGCCAUCCGGGAACAGGUGGCGCAGGACAUCCCCAUGCUGCGCAGCAAGGUCAGGGGGCUGGCCGGGGCAGCAGGCGUGGCUCGCAUGGACGACGCCCUCGCCCGCACUGAGCGAGACUUCCACGCCGGCACCCUCCUGGGCUCCCCUUCCCCCUCCCCCUCCCCGUCUCCCUCCCCUUCCCCCUCCCCGUCCCCCUCCCGCCCUUUGUCCGCCACUCCCUCCCCCGCCUGCUCGCCCUUCACCCUCUCACGCGCCUCGCCUGGCAUGUCGUCUCCCACCAGCUUCUCGCUUUCCUCCUCCCCCACCAACCCAAGCCCUCUCUCUGCGUCUUCUGCGACUGCUGCCGCUACCACAGCCCCCCCUGCACCAGCUGACUCCGCCUCUGCCCCUGCUGCCUCUGCUGCUCCCAAGGCCCGCCGCUCCCUCUUCAAGUUCGCCUUCCCGCCUGCCAAGCCAGCGCCUGCCGGCGGCUCGGACGAGACAUCCAAGGCUGCCAGGGAGGUUCGGGGUGCGUUGCAUGGUGCAGCCUCGGGUCCGGGUGGUGUCAGUCUCAGGCGGCCUGGUGCUUUCUUGGUGCCUCUGGACGCUCGAUCCUCAGCCUCUUCCCUCUCCACUGCCCCCGCGCCUGCUGCUGCUGCUGCUGCUGCUGCUGCUGCUGCUGCUGCUGCUGCUGCUGCUGCUGCUGCUGCUGCUGCUGCUGCUGCUGCUGCUGCUGCUGCUGCUGCUGCUGCUGCUGCUGCUGCUGCUGCUGCCCCGGGUGCCAGCCCCUCUCUGGUGGCCCUUUCCAUGGCCGCUCCUCCUCCACCCCCCGACCUGCUGCAGCUGCAGCUCAGCCUGUACAGGAGCACCAGGUUGCAGCCCAGCGCUGCUGCGGGUGCUGCUGCUGGUUCCGCAGAAGGUGCUGGGGACCUGGAGACAAGGCUUAAGGCCGCCAUGCACCGUGCCUUCUGGGACUCCACCCUCGCCUCCCUCCUCGCCUCGCCGCCCGACACUGCUGCGGCGGCCCGCCUGGUGGCUGAGCUGCGGGGCGAGCUGGUGCGCAUUGCGCCACGGCAGUGGGAGGCCGAGGUGACGAGCAACCUGGCUCUGGACGAGGCCGAUCUCCUCAAGAUGCUCACACCCGGCAUGCCCGACUCGUUCCACAGCCUGCAGGCGCUGCUGGCCUACGCCACGGACCUCACGCUGCGCCUGGGGGCGCCAUUCAGGGACGACGCCACACGUGCCGCCCUGGCGCGGCUCAACCACGAGCUGGGAGCGCUGGUGGCGACAGGUGGCGUGCAGGCAUUGGCUGAAGUGGUGGUGAAGGGGCUCAAGUUCGCCUUCGAACGGCUGGAGGAGCUCAAGGCGGACAUAGCAGCGGCUCGAACGCGCCUCACGCCCCUCGCCACCACCGUCUCCAACCUGCAAGCUGCCCUGGCCAAACGUCUCGACCUGCCCGUGUACCCCACUCCUGUGGCCCUCUCCUCGUCUGCUUCCUCUCCCACACUAAGCCUCUCCAUCAUCAAGGAGAAGCUUCCACGCACUUUCUCCUGGGUCGCAAACUCUCUCAACCAAUCCAUCCCCUCUGCACGAGCCGAGCUCCAACCAUACCUCGCCACGUCAUCGUCUGCUUCCUCCAGCUCAGCAGCAUCUUCAGCAGCUGCCACCCUUCCCUCUGCGUCCGCCCUCCGCACCGGCCAGCGCACCUUGUCUUCUUCUGGGGCAAGCAACACCAGUAGUGCAACUGGGUGUAUUGAGUGGGUGGCAGCAGCGUGUGUGGUGCGCGUGGGGCUGGUGGAUGUGGUGACGUCAGCGGAGGGGGCGGAGGCAGGGGCAGUGGCGGAGGCGCUGUGGCUGGACGUGGGGAAGCUGAGGCAGGCGCAGAACGAGUUCCAAUGUGUGAUCGUGGUGGCCACUGGUCUCUUGCUGCUGCGUCAGCUGCUGGCAUCGCGAGCCAUCCUGCCAUCGCCAGCAGUGGAGGCCGUGGUGGCUGCCACUCGCACCACUCUCGCCCGCCUUGUCUCCUCCCCCGAUGCCUCCCGCGCCGCCCUUGCCUCGGCCCUGGCCGACGCUGUCAUGGCUGCAGCCAACACCAAGACACCAAGUCAUGCCUCCGCUGUCCCCGCCCCUACCGCUUCCACCCCAGACAAGGCAGCUCUUGAAUCCCUGGCGUCCAGCCUGCUGCUGCGUUCCCUCAACCCGUCCGACGCCAUCUUUCAGCGCGUCCGCGCCUCCGUUACCGCUGCCCUCCGUGCUCUCCUGCUGCUGCGCCCCGUCAGCCAAUCGCAGGCCUUCCUUGCCGCCCAGGCUGCUCUCAGGAAGGCUGCUGCAGGGGACCUUCUUAGCGGGGAUGAGGGGGAGGGGGGCCAGGGAGUGGGUGUGGGGGUGACGAAGGUGGUGGGCCUUGUGAACGAAAUUGCUGACGUCAUGCUGGCAGUGCACGAGCCGUUGGUGCGGGUGGCCAUGGCAGAUGGCAGUGCCACCUCUUGAGUCUUUGCUGAGCCAUGGUUGAGGUGGUAGAGAGGGCUGCUGGAUGGCUUAACAGGUGAUGCUACCAACAGAGCAGUUUAUUGCUGGGGCUGCUGGGUUGCUCUUGGCAUCAAGGGAUUGAUUGAUUGCUGCUUGAGCUGGCUACAAGAUGGCUGUGGGAGGGUCUGAGGGCGGUAGCAGGUUCGGUCCAACGCAAGUUGACCAGCAAGAAUGUGUGGUGAGGACGUUUGGGGCCAUAUCUUUCGUUCCAUCAAGUGGUUGUACGUAGUGCCAUGUAGUUGUAUAUUUUGGGCUGGUACCAAGUCUCAAGGAGACAGUGUUCGCUCUUAGAAUCUAACGGUUGUGUAGGCUGUAUUCGCUUGAUUUCUGUCUUUUAAUGUGGAUGCUUUGUAAGUACAAAUGC